AUGGAAGGUCUAGGCGCAGCAUGGAAUGUUGCUAAUGUGACAAAAGGAUCAACUGGGGUGAUAUUUGGUCUCGGAACUGUUGGCCUUUCUGUUGCACAAGGUGCAAAACUAAGGGGAGCAUCUCGAAUAAUUGGCGUGGAUAAGAAUCCACAUAAGUGUGAAAAAGGUGCCAAAAUCAGUCCUGAAAUCGAUCUGAAUAUUGUUUUUUCACCUAGCACAAUCCUUGGAUCAUUAUUUGUUAUUGUGUUUGUUGUUGCCGCAGCAAAAGCUUUUGGAUUUACAGAAGUUGUUGACGCGAGUUCCUACCAAGAACCUAUUGCUCAAACAGGGGUAUUGCCUCCGUUUGUACCUUUUGCGCAAGCAUUUGUAGCUGUACUCACAGCUGUUCUUACUGGUUCUCUCUAUUAUGUGGCUGCCUCGCCCAAAGAUCCCACUUAUGUUGUGGCACCUGUUUUGCAAUCUCGCUCGGGCUGUCAAGAUUUGAAAAAGCUGUUUGAAGCAUGGUAUGAGAAGCGCCAAAUGAAAAAGAUAUAUUCCCCUCUUCUUGAAGGACUUCUUGCCCUCUACUUGGGUUUUGAAUGGAUUCAAACAAAUAACAUUCUAGCUCCCAUUAUCACACAUGGCAUAUACUCAACGGUUAUAUUGGGACAUGGCCUUUGGAAAAUUCAUGACCACCGGCGUAGACUACGGCAAAGAAUCCAACAGCUUAAAUUAGAAGAAAGAUAUUCCAAGUAG
Arachis stenosperma is the source of this 735-nucleotide messenger RNA. RefSeq lists its product as uncharacterized. The transcript is spliced from 6 exons. Bases 1 to 735 code for a protein of 244 amino acids. The record is from RefSeq and is a predicted model, not a curated record. Lineage: Eukaryota; Viridiplantae; Streptophyta; Magnoliopsida; Fabales; Fabaceae.